UAGACUUAAACAAGCCUAGUCAUCUAAAACCCCAGGGGGUUGUACCUGGACUGCUCCUUUUUUUUUCCCCGCGAUCUGUCGCCGUCGAAUGACAUGGCUUGUGCUAUGGGCGGAAAUGCCUAUCUCAAGUCUCAAAUUGAGGGUCCUGGAUUGCCUUGCUCAGUCACACCCGUUCGUGUCUUAUUUCAAUGGUCUCUUAUGCUUUUCUUACGGUUGCACUUUGGGCUGUCCUUCUCAAUAUGUUACGCUUCUUACGAGCAUAUUAGUCACCCUUCUCGAUAGAAUAAAUAGAUGUAGCUAACAGCACAAUCGAUUUAUCGCACCAGAUACUAUCACGUAAUAUCAUUGU
Messenger RNA from Aspergillus pseudotamarii, 349 nucleotides. RefSeq lists its product as uncharacterized. The transcript has a single exon. The coding region runs from base 89 to 301 and encodes 70 amino acids. NCBI's taxonomy places the organism in Eukaryota, Fungi, Ascomycota, Eurotiomycetes, Eurotiales, Aspergillaceae. The record is from RefSeq and is a predicted model, not a curated record.